AUGAUUAGUUUUGACAAAAACACAAUCUUGAUACAGCUUCGUGAUGGUUCUUCUCAUCAAGGCACUGUUACAUCAAUGGAACCCAAUGAGGGUCUUUUUGUCCUCAAUUCCGAGACCUCUAAGAAAGGAAAGAUUAAGGCUGUUCACCUUGUUGAUGUUCCUGGGCACUCACGUUUGCGCCCUAAAUUGGACGAAUAUGUCCCUCGAGCAGAUGGCUUAGUAUUUGUUGUAGAUGCAGUGGAAUUCUUGCCCAAUUGUCGUGCUGUUUCAGAGUAUCUCUAUGACAUUUUAACAAAAUCGAGUGUUGUCAAGAGGAAAAUUCCACUUCUUAUCCUUUGCAACAAGGUGGAUAAAGUCACUGCACAUACAAAAGAGUUCAUUCGAAAACAACUGGAGAAAGAAAUUGAUAAGCUUCGGACAUCAAGAAAAGCUGUAUCAGAUGCGGAUAUAUCUAAUGAAUUCACACUUGGAAUCCCAGGGGAACCCUUUUCAUUCUCUCACUGUGUAAACAAAGUCACUGUUGCUGAGGCUUCUGCAUUAACUGGUUUUCUUGCAGAAACUUUGGAUGUUGUUCAAGACAUUGAUUGGGUCAUUUCUCUUGGAAAUGCUUUUGCAAAGCAGUAUGAGCUUUAUAUAUAUGAUGAUGAGCAUUCUGCACUACUUCACAGAGUAUUCUUCUCCUACAAAUGUCUUGGUAUACUUCUUCAGAAAGUUGAUAACAUGACUUAUGUUCGUGAUAAAAUCGUCUGA
Molecule: messenger RNA, 750 nt
Organism: Lactuca sativa (garden lettuce)
Lineage: Eukaryota; Viridiplantae; Streptophyta; Magnoliopsida; Asterales; Asteraceae
Cellular component (GO): cytoplasm
Source: RefSeq, a predicted model, not a curated record